Messenger RNA from Cloeon dipterum, 648 nucleotides. RefSeq names its product CCAAT/enhancer-binding protein beta-like. Gene Ontology annotation, biological process: DNA-templated transcription; regulation of transcription by RNA polymerase II. Lineage: Eukaryota; Metazoa; Arthropoda; Insecta; Ephemeroptera; Baetidae. Gene Ontology annotation, molecular function: DNA-binding transcription factor activity, RNA polymerase II-specific; RNA polymerase II cis-regulatory region sequence-specific DNA binding. The transcript has 2 exons. Bases 1 to 648 code for a protein of 215 amino acids. The record is from RefSeq and is a predicted model, not a curated record.
AUGGUUUCCUCGAAAGAGCACGUGCCAACAGAUCAACUGAGGAGAGAAGAAGACGUCACCACAAGCGUGGAAACGACUCUGAACCAAUUCAUCGACGAGGGAAUGAGCAGAGAUUUUCUUGACGAAGUGAUGACACUGCAAAAUUUGCCUAUUCCUGCCUCCAUUGCCAAUGAGACGAAGGUGACCGAGUUCUUGCCGGCUUCAGGGAAUUAUUUCGAAUUUCUAUCCGGAAAGGAUGGCCACGACCGGAACCCGAUCGGAGGGUCCUCGCAGAUUAUUGCACAGCUUCCACCCCAACUGAUCUUCGCCCCGGUUGCCGAACUCACCCCCAGUGGCUGCUCGUUCCAGGACAACAGGGUAAUUCCAGUUGCAAGAAAGCUUACCAUCGGAGGAAAGGCAGAAGUGGAUAAAAAUAGCCCAGAAUAUAGGGAGAAACGCAAUAAGAACAACGAAGCAGUGAAAAAAUCAAGGCGCAAAGCAAAAGAACGGGAGAAUGAAAUCAAGGAGACGAACAAAAUUCUUAAGGAUGAAAACGAGCAGUUGAAAAAAGUAUUAGCCUAUUUGAAGGCAGUUGUUGAUAAAUACCGUGGUUCAGUAAAAAUCAAUGACCACGAAUUUCAAAUGCCUCCUUCGUUCUCUGGCAUGUAG